AUGUUUGCAUACAAAUCUUUGAUUUCCAUGCUGGUCAUGGUUAGCGCUUUGACAGCUUCAAUGUCAAGUGCACAAUCUAUUCCAAUUCAUCCAGAAGACGCUGGCAAAUUAGCAAAAAAUGAAACAAGCAACCCGCUCGUGAUUGCUGAGCAUCCGAAUGAAGUUCAUCCUGUUCAAGCUCCUAUUCCGGCUGAAGUGCCAUUCCGCACAAAGAAACAAAAGGAGAAUGCUCAUCAUCGUAGAAUGGUUCAUUACGUCAUUCAUUCGGCUUUGGAAUCUGAAUUGGAAGAUUUAUUGGACGCUGCAUUUGAUGAGUCCAUGAUUACGCAUGAAGAUGUUGCUGAUGUGCAAAAGUGUAUUGGCAAACCAAUCUUGACACACUUCACAAAAUGUUUGACCAAUUCAGAGGAACGUGAAAAAGCCCGCAAGGGUAAGAAGGAAGAAGCUCAUCCACCACACAUCGUUGAUCCAAAUCAUAAACCUGCAAAUGGCACCAAGCAUGAACCUAAACACAUGGCCGAAAUGAAAGAUCAAAAAGCUUCAGACGAAAAGAACGAUGCAGAGGCAAUGGCAUUGCUCUUGCAUCCUGACGUUAUUCAAUGCUUGACGCAUCCAGAAGUAAAACGAAUCAGUCUGUGUAUCGAAGAUCAGACAUUCAUGAUCAUUGAAGAUAAUUUGGAUUUGAUUGAAGAUUUCGAAGACAUGGAAACAGACCAUACAAAUUUCGAUGAUAUGGAGAAAUUGGAUGAAUUAAAAGAACUCGAAGAAGUGGAAAAGUUGAAAGAAUUGCAAGAACUUGAACAAGUCGAACAACAUCACCACCGCCACCAUCAUCACGGGAGCUCUCAUCAUGACCAUGCUCAUAGCAAUCAUCAUCCUCAUCAUGGCGUUCGCAGUGAUCAUGACAACGUCGAAGAGAGAAAAUGGAAAGAAUUGGAACUAAUGGAAGCGGGUUUCAAGCCAACAAAAUCAACUUUACCGAUGGAUGAACAUUUCCGCAGAGAUUCUUUCCAAUCGCCCGCCGAAAAAGGUCACAUGGUUCUGGAGAAACGUAAGUUUGGCUAUGGUCCAGACUGGGCGACCUUGGUUGGAAAGCGCGAUGUUCACCCUUUACCGUGA
Molecule: messenger RNA, 1119 nt
Organism: Meira miltonrushii
Lineage: Eukaryota; Fungi; Basidiomycota; Exobasidiomycetes; Exobasidiales; Brachybasidiaceae
Exons: 1
Coding region: 1-1119 (372 amino acids)
Source: RefSeq, a predicted model, not a curated record